AUGCACGCUAAGAGCUUUGCAAAGGUCCAGUCCUUCCAGUACAGGCCGGCUGCCUCCCACCAGGCAACAUCCACUUCUAAUGGCAGUGGCAAUAUCAACAACUCUCUUCCUCCACUUAGAUUGUCUCCCUCAGAGUAUGAUGCUGCUGCGAAACAUAUGAAAGAUAGAUUUAUAUACGUUUUGGCGAACGCCUUAGGUUCCAAAAUCACAGUCACAACCAAUGACAAUGAGAAAAUCACCGGUAUCUUGCAAUCGAUUUCUACAAUCACGGAUUCAAUUCCUUCACUCAUUCUCAAGUUUCCAACGAGGGAAAACCAUGUUUAUGAGAAUGAGUUUUUAACAAUUCCUCAAUCCUUAAUUUCCAUGUUUACUUGUGAAAAUGUGGAUAUUUCACCUAAAACAUCAUCUUUAUCGGCAACUUCAACUUUGUCCACAAGUAAUUCUCCAAAGCCUACAUCACAAACCCUCUCCGCUACUGGUAAUGAUAAAGGCGAAAAGAAGGGAACAAAGGGUCUCAAAGAUGAUAAAGUAGCUAAAGAGAGUAAGGAUUUGAACGAAUUUAAAACGGAUUCCCAAAUUGCCAACUCUUCGUUCAAGGAGAAACCUUUGGAAAAAUGGAUUCCCGAUGAUUCAGCUAUUGUAUCUGAAGCUUUGGAGGAUAUUAAACCUGGAAAUUGGGAUCAAUUUAAAGCCAAUAAAGCAAUCACAGGUUUGGAGCCUGAAUACGACGAGGAGGAAUAUACUACUAGAUUGAAUACCAAUAGUAAAGACUUUGCAAAAAGACUUGAAUUUGCAAAGAAAAUGGAAAAAGAGAUUUUGUCCGCUCCUUCUAAUGGUAACCUCCACAUUGAUGAGGAAAGAGGCCGCAUUGUCGAUGUUAGUAACGUUGACGAAGAGGACAAGUAUUCUGGCGUUUUGAGGGAGAAUGCACAGUCCGAGGAGAAAUUAAUGAACAUGUUGAAAAGUCCAAGUGGUGCUCAAAAAAAUCCUCCUCAAUUGAGAAACUACAACGAAGGUCAGUAUAUCCCUCCAAGCCAACGUGCGGCUCAACAACAUAAAGAUCCUGCUGUUGUUUCCACUUCCACCCCUACCUCUGCUGCAAAUACAACUACUACUAAAAAUGCCGCCAAGAAAAUUCCUGGCACAGCUGCCAAACAGUUGUCUUCUCCAAUAGCUUCUUCUUCGGCUUCCUUGCCACCUCCAAUUUCUACAAAACUUCCCGAGAAACCAAUUGUUAAAGAAUCAGCUAAAAAAGUCUCCACUCCGUCUUUUGUUUCGCCUCCACCUUCUUCAAGCUCUAAGAAAACAAGCACUUCUGUAGAUGCAAAAAGAAACUUGGCAGUCUCACCACCUGUUGAUUCUAAGCAGAAUUUAUCUACUCCAGUUCAUAAUCCUUUGCAUAGUUCAGGAUCAGCAUCAACCCCUCCUACAGUAAAGACUGAACCAACCGAUAACAUAGUAUCGUCGCAAUUGCAACAAAGUCAACCAAAACAACCACACCAAAACCAUGCUAGUAAUUACAAUCAUAACCAGCAACAACACAUGCAAUCCCCUUCACAGCAUCCUCAGCAAUUACCACCGCAGCAUCAACAACAACCACAACAGCAGCAUAUGCCACAUGCAAUGCAGCAGCCUAUGCAACAAUAUACACAUGCUCAACCUCACCUAUCUCCUUACCAACCACAAAAUAACCAAAUGCGUAACACUCAACGCCACAACUAUCAACCCAACGAUGCACAUCCAAAUGGACCACUAUCAAACAACUAUAGAUUCAAUAACCAACAUGAAAAUGGAAGUAAUAAUAAUAAUAAUGGUCAUAGUCACCACAAUAGAGUAGGACCUUCGAAACCUCUAUUCCGUUUACAUGGAUCAUAUGAGAAGCCUAAAACAGGACGUAUCUUGGAAGGUAAAUUCAACAUUUUAGCCACUACCAAAAAGGAGUAUCUUGAAAAGAAUCCAGGGUCGGAUGUUUUGAUUAUACCGAUGGCUCCUAGUUAUGCAACUCAACCAGGCUGGCCAGAAACUAUUGAAACUAAAUACGACGUUUUGUUCAAGGCAGAAAAUAAGCCACCACAAAUUCAAAUGCAAUCCCAAAUGUAUGUGCACCCUGGUUACCACCCAUACGCUCAAGGUUAUUCACCUGGAUAUUCUCCCCAAUAUGUUCAACAACCGUACUAUUAUUACCCUGGCUAUCCACAACAACAAUACCCCUACGCUGCGCCUAUGGGGUAUCCGGUAAUGGAAGGACAGCCUCCAUAUGUAUAUCAACAUAACCCAAUGCAAGGACAUCGUUAA
Pichia kudriavzevii is the source of this 2295-nucleotide messenger RNA. RefSeq lists its product as uncharacterized. The coding region runs from base 1 to 2295 and encodes 764 amino acids. NCBI's taxonomy places the organism in Eukaryota, Fungi, Ascomycota, Pichiomycetes, Pichiales, Pichiaceae. Gene Ontology annotation, molecular function: RNA binding. Gene Ontology annotation, biological process: cytoplasmic stress granule assembly. Gene Ontology annotation, cellular component: cytoplasmic stress granule. The record is from RefSeq and is a predicted model, not a curated record. The transcript has a single exon.